AUGUCAAGUUAUGAACAGGCCAAGUCUUUUUGUACAAAUAUUCUAUCCACCGCUACUACUCAAAAUAACUCCAAUUUACCUUUUGUAACUCUUACUUAUGCUCAAAGUCUUGAUGGUAAGAUAUCAGGAAGUGGAGGACAACAGUUAACUUUGAGUUGUAAAGAAUCCAUGAUUAUGACUCAUAGAUUGAGAACAUUACAUGAUGGUAUAUUGGUUGGUAUUGGAACAUUAUUGAAAGAUGAUCCACGGUUAACAGCAAGAUUAAUAGAAUCAAAAGAAAUUUCUUCUGUUAAGCAACCACAACCAAUAAUAUUAGAUUCCAAAUUACGAUUUCCUCUAACAGCAAGAUUGUUAAUACAAUCUAAAACAGAAGAAUUUAAAGCACCUUGGAUUUUCACUAGGCAACUUUCAAUAUAUCAAAUAUUAAAGAUAUUACAUUCGCCUCCAUUCUCAAUAACUCAAUUAAUGGUGGAAGGAGGAGCUAAAUUAAUACAAUCUUUUUUAAAAAGUGAAAUGGUAAAUCUAUUAAUUAUUACAAUCUCUCCUAUAUUCAUUGGUUCAAAUGCCAUUUCUGUUACUGGAGAUGAUAAUAAUGAUAAUUUUCCUUUAUUAACUAAUAUCAAAUAUGAAAAGUUUGGAACAGAUAUUGUUAUGGUUGCAAAUAUAUUAUCAACAAAAAAAAUAAAAUAA
Messenger RNA from Diversispora eburnea, 690 nucleotides. The record is from the annotation of a GenBank genome assembly. Lineage: Eukaryota; Fungi; Glomeromycota; Glomeromycetes; Diversisporales; Diversisporaceae.